AUGUCCCCUUGUCCCCAGGUGUCCCAGGAUCUGCCCUUCCUUCAUCCCAGUGAGACCAGUGUCCUGAGCCGACAGUGUAAACUGGGGUCUGAUUAUAUCCACUUCACAGAGUUCAUCCAACAGCACACAGGACAUGUCCACAUUCAGGACCAAGCCCCGAGUGGCGGCCCUCAAAGUUCUGGGGGCCCUCACACCAGCGGGGGCCUCCAUGGUGUGUACCUGAGGGCCUUCUGCACUGGCCUGGACUCGAUGCUGCAGCCGUACAGACAGGCACUGCUGGAGCUGGAGCAGGAGUUCCUGGCAGAUCCUCAUCUCACGAUCUCCCACAUCAACUACAAACUUGACCAGUUUCAGCUCCUGUUCCCGUCUGUGAUGGUGGUAGUGGAGGCCAUUCGAUCUCAGAAGAUCCACGGGUGUCAGAUCCUGGAGACGGUUCACAAACACAGCUGUGGAGGUCUGCCCCCGGUCCGCACCGCCCUGGAGAAGAUAUUGUGCGUCUGCCAUGGCGUCCUGUAUAAGCAGCUAGCGGCCUGGAUGCUUCACGGUCUCCUUUUGGACCAACACGAGGAGUUCUUCAUUCGCCAAGGACCGAGCGGCGCCGGGAGCUCGACCAAUCAGGACGAAGAGGACGAAGACCUGUGUCUGGGCGGGCUCAGCGGGAAACAGCUGCGGGAGCUGCAAGACCUGUUGCCUUAG
Knipowitschia caucasica is the source of this 696-nucleotide messenger RNA. NCBI's taxonomy places the organism in Eukaryota, Metazoa, Chordata, Actinopteri, Gobiiformes, Gobiidae. The record is from the annotation of a GenBank genome assembly.